Liolophura sinensis is the source of this 2365-nucleotide messenger RNA. RefSeq lists its product as uncharacterized. The coding region runs from base 126 to 773 and encodes 215 amino acids. NCBI's taxonomy places the organism in Eukaryota, Metazoa, Mollusca, Polyplacophora, Chitonida, Chitonidae. The record is from RefSeq and is a predicted model, not a curated record. The transcript is spliced from 6 exons.
UACUUUGUACCUGUCCAACAAACACACAACAAAGGGCAGCAUGCCCAUAGAAAAUUCCUGACGAGAACAUACAUACGCUGACCUUGUACAGUACAUUUAGUAUAUCCAUAUCUAGCUGUGGCAAGAUGGUGGCCACGAAAGGACAAUCCAUUGCUUUGGGGGUUGUGUCUAUCCUUGUUCUUGGCGCAGGAAUUGCUGUGAUGGUCCUGUUUCACUCGCUCUUCGUGCAGCUGGGAGUAAGUGGGGGUUCAUUACCAGCCUUGUCAUUAUUCUGGCCCUAUGGCGUGCCGGUACUUAUUACCGGUGUCCUUGGUAUAGUAGCCGCGGCUGUGAGGAACAACGUUGCCGUUGGGAUAUAUAUGGGGAUCUGCAUCGUUGCGUUGUUGGUGGAAGCCGGUUUGAUCGUGGUAAUGGCAUUUGUGCUGUUCGCCUAUUUGACUGUGGACCCAGAAAGUUUUGCCAGAGACUGCUACCAGGUUAACGGUUCAUGUCUUUGCAACGACUCUUUUCGUAUCGGGUACUCUACUUGCCAAGACCCUGUCAUUGGUAUCAUCCACUUAACUCGGGCCGCGGCUGCCCUGAUCAUUGUCAGUUGGCUACUCAUGUUGACGGGAUCUAUAUUAAGUUGUACUGCAUGCUGCUGUGGAAAGCGUACCGACACUCCCGGUGCAAUUAUCGUUCAAGGAGGUGGGCAAGCCAUCCAGAUGGGUUACCCAGGAGGUGGUGGGUAUCAACACCCCACGGGCUAUGGUGAACAAUACCAAAUCAAAUAAACCAACAGGUGCUCCCAUCAUUGCACCAGCCUGUCUGGCAUGGCAGAUUUAAUCCUAUAUUGUCCAUUUUGUAUGUUUUCCACUACAAUGUAUAGUAUAUUAUUUAACCGUGGGAAGGGGUGGGAGGAGCUAUCCAUGUCAUCACCAUGAUUGCCCAUCUGCAGAGCAAUUUCCACUAAACAAACGACACCAAGUCUAUAGUGAAAUGUAGGUUAUACCUAGUACAAUGCAAUGAACGAUUCGUCAAGUUCAACGAUGUACGAUACAAAACCCUACCAAAUACCCUCUUCACGGUCACGCCGUGUUGAAUUGAAACGAGACUUGCUCAAAUUGCACCCUAACUCACGUAGACACUAGAAAUAGGCACAAAUUUGCAACACACUGUCUUUACCAAGUUUAGUUUAGUAUCUCAGGCACUAAAACCAGCCGACAGCCGCCAUUGUGUGAGUCUGCACAUCAAGCCUCGUUUUCGGUUGAAUAUGGUGCGAAAGUGUACAGAACCUAUUCGUCUUACGUUUUAUUGCUAUAUAUUAAAUGGGAAGUAAUGUAUGAAAAUGUAAAAAGCUUUGUAGUAGUGAAUUGCAACGGCUUGUGUACUUUAGACCCCAGAUUCCUGUUCACCCCUACUGUUUAUUUUCGUAUUGACCGAAAUCCUUUUAAAAUUUUUCUUCGCACCCCUUGCAUAUUGUCAGUUUGUCUUCUUUGUCACCUGUUGUGUUUUCUUUCAAUUUUUAAGGUGUUUUAAGUCUCAAUAUUGUUAUUUUCCGCUCAAGUUUUUUGUGUUUGUGCGAAUCUUUAUGCUUCAGUGCUGAUGGAUCAAGUGUUAAAAUGCUUCUGGUAACACCGAAAAGAGAGUACUUCUAAUGACAAAACACAGAAGCUAGUAUCGUAUGUACAAGGGAUUUUGCAUGAGCCUUUUGCCUAUGGACUCGACGGCGUCUCACAUUCCAACCUUCACCGUAUAGCAAAAUAAGUUUUGAUUGUCUCUGCAACCGUGGCUGUUCUCUCAAGAUGAGGCGUCGACGUUCAUACUCAGUUAAGCCUGAAACGAAACAUGAAACGAGAGAUUGUAAUUAACGGUUUGAUAGAUUCGAGGAACACGAUGUCGAGCUAUUGCGGCCGAGCUAGACCAAGGACAUGAUACUGAUCAACCAUUUUUUCAACUGUUUUUUUUUAACUUGAGCGUUUCUGAUUAUCGUAUACUACUUACCUUCGUAACACAACGCCUAUAACCUGAUUAGACAUCUUUCCCUGCUGAAAAUAUUUUACGAGGCAUAAUUUUAUUUUUGGUGAUGAAGGCAAUCGGUGCAUGAGGUUGAAGUUUCUUUUAGCAGAUAUUCCAUAAUUAACAUAUUAAAAUGUGAACUGUUACCCAUUUUUUACUUUUAUGUCUUUACUAGAUUAACUAUUGGAAUAUACUGGCCCAAGAUUUUGUAUGGGUUUUGCUUGGUUACGUUUACAGACAAUUUUGGGGUUACAUAACGAGAGGCAAUUCUUCAACCUAAUAUGUAUGUGUACGGCAUCUGGAGCCUAUCAUUGUCUUUCCAUGCAGACAAUAUUUUUGCUUAAUAAAUAUAUUUUUUAUAACCGUG